AACUCAGCUCCAGCCUCCGGAUCAGUAAUUCUUCCUUGGAACCCCUUAAAAAAAUAAGUACUUCUUCCUUGUGGCUCGGUUCCCAUCAGCAAGCUCCACCACAAUCGCACGGGGCAGGACAAAACCAAGGAGGAACAAUCCGGGUUCUGGAACCAACUGGUAACCAACCAUCCACCUUGAUUUAUACACUCUCAGGGAGCCCGCCGGCUGGACGCGAGGCCAAUCAAACGAGCGCGCGAGCUCCUAGAUUUCCCGGUUCCCGUUCCACUCGACAUGGCUCCACAGGCGUGGAUGGUGGGGGAGAAUGGAGAGGACCUCGAGGGGCCCAAGGAGUUGCUGCCCCUCUCCAAGCUCGAAGAGAUUGGUGUGCUGUAUUGGCAUUUGGACCCUAAGAAAUCUGAAAGUGAGGAAGAGCUGGCAAAAAUCCGCAAAGAAAGAGGAUACAGCUACAUGGAUCUUAUUGAGAUAUGUCCUGAAAAACUGGAAAAUUACGAGGAGAAGCUGGGGAAUUUCUUCCGUGAGCACAUGCAUGCUGACGAAGAGAUCCGCUACUGCUUGGAGGGUAGCGGGUACUUCGAUGUCCGUGACAAGGAUGACAAGUGGAUUCGGAUUUGGAUGAAAGAAGGAGAUAUGAUUGUCCUGCCAGCCGGCAUUUAUCAUCGGUUUACCCUUGACAGCGCCAACUAUGUCAAGCUCAUGAGGCUCUUCAUUGGAGAACCAGUUUGGACUGCACACAACCGGCCUCAGGAGGAUCAUCCUGUGAGGCAAGAGUAUGUCAAGAGUCUGAUGGGGAACACAGGAUUUGCCCUUGCAGCACACUGAGAUUGCAAUCAGGGGGUUCACCAUUCGGAUAUAUAGACGAAGAUAUGAUUGCUUGGGCACAUGUACAUUAUACAAUCUGUUGAAACCAUGUUGUAUCACGUAUUCAUGAAACCGCGGGUUCGAUUAAUGUAUAUGCAUUGAACUAUCACUGUCACAUGGAAAUAUAUACAGUGUUGUGGUGUCUCCAUGAACUA
Molecule: messenger RNA, 1016 nt
Organism: Phragmites australis (common reed)
Lineage: Eukaryota; Viridiplantae; Streptophyta; Magnoliopsida; Poales; Poaceae
Product: acireductone dioxygenase 4-like
Exons: 5
Coding region: 274-822 (182 amino acids)
Molecular function (GO): acireductone dioxygenase [iron(II)-requiring] activity
Source: RefSeq, a predicted model, not a curated record